Lolium rigidum is the source of this 513-nucleotide messenger RNA. RefSeq names its product dirigent protein 1-like. The record is from RefSeq and is a predicted model, not a curated record. NCBI's taxonomy places the organism in Eukaryota, Viridiplantae, Streptophyta, Magnoliopsida, Poales, Poaceae. The transcript has 2 exons. The coding region runs from base 1 to 513 and encodes 170 amino acids.
AUGGCCGUUGCUCGCGGCGUCUUCCUUGUUCUCUCCUCCGCUCUACUGAUCUGCGGUGCUGCAUCCGCCGCCGAUGUAGAGGUCACCCAUCUCCGAUUUUACGUUCACGAGGUCGAGGUCGGCACCAACGCCACCGUCGUCAACGUCGCCAGCCUGCACAGGAACUCAUCAAAGUUCGGUGACGUGAACGUGUUCGACAACAUGGUGCGGGAGGGGCCGGACCCGGCGUCGCGGCUCAUCGGCAGGGCGCAGGGCUUGGCGGUGCACGCGUCGCUCGACGGCCGGAGCGGCCUCGUCGCCAUCAACUUCGUCUUCUCCGAUUACGGCGGGUACAGCGGUAGUGGGCUCACGACGCAGGGACCCAUGGGGGAGUCGGGCGCCUGGGAGCAGAGCAUCGUGGGCGGCACGGGCAAGCUCCGCUAUGCACGAGGGUACAUGGUCAGCGAGCUCGUUGCCUCCACAAACACCUCCAUCGCCGUCGUCUUCGACUCCUACUUCACCCUUGCCGCAUAG